GAAACACCCACCAGGUGCUCCUCCCCCCAGGCCCGGCCAGAAGCUGCCGGCACCACCCUGGGGGCCCUGUCAGCCAGGUACUGAAGGGGAGGGACAGGGUGGGCCUGAGGUCAAGGGGCAGGUGGAGUCCCUCUUCUGAGGGGUGGGAACGAAACGGAGGAGAGCUAGGCAAUGCCGAGGAGGGGGCGUGUGCCUCUGAGUUCAUUCAUUCAUUGAGGGAAACGUUUUCCCGGGCUGCCAAGGAGUGCUGAGCCAGGGGUAGGGUGGAGGUAGGAACCCAGGUGAAUCAGACUCAGGCUUUGCCAUCCCAAGAUCCCUCAGGAGAGAUGCAAGGGCAUCGCUGAGGUGGGGCUGCAGGCAUCCAAGAGGACAGAGAGAGAAACUGGACUGAAAACAUAAUGGGAGGUGGCACUUGAGGGUCAGGCCUUAAAUGGUAGGGAGCAUUUUGUCAGGCAAGGACGGCAUUCUUCGCCCAGCGGAAAGCUGCGUUCCUUUGCCUGGAGGGCAGGUGGGGAAGUGGACUUUUACUGGGCAGAGGAGAUCAGUGGUGGAUUCCAAGCAGGCCUGGAAGGAGGCCAGGGCCUCACGGAGUGGGUUCCUUCAGUGCCUGACUGUGAAGCUUGCACUUCACUGGGCCUUGGAGGAGUCCAGGAAAGAUUUUAAAUAGGGACAUAUUGUGACCAGUUGCACUCCAGGAAAAUUAUUUGUUUACAUUUAUACUUUGCCUCAUUCAUUCAGCCUAUGUAUUUUGAGAGAUUACUGUGUACCAGGCGCUGUGUUAAACACAAGGGUGCAGCAGUGACCAAGAGAGACCAAAUUCCUCAAAGAGCUAAAGAUCAGCAAGAAAUAAGGAAACACAGGAAAUAGACCAUAAUGACACACACGGGGUGAAUGUUGGAGACACAGUCGCGAUGCUGCCCAAGUCCCGAAGAGCCCUAACUAUCCAGGAGAUCGCUGCGCUGGCCAGAUCCUCCCUGCAUGGUAUUUCCCAGGUAGUGAAGGACCACGUGACCAAGCCCACUGCCAUGGCCCAGGGCCGAGUGGCUCACCUCAUUGAGUGGAAGGGCUGGAGCAAGCCAAGUGACUCGCCCGCUGCCCUAGAAUCAGCCUUUUCCUCCUACUCAGACCUCAGUGAGGGUGAACAAGAGGCUCGCUUUGCAGCAGGAGUGGCCGAGCAGUUCGCCAUUGCAGAAGCCAAGCUCCGGGCAUGGUCAUCAGUGGAUGGUGAGGACUCCACCGAUGAAUCCUAUGAUGAGGACUUUGCUGGGGGAACUGACUCAGACACGGCUGGGCAGCUGCCCCUGGGGCCCCACCUCCAGGACCUCUUCACCGGCCACCGAUUCUCCCGGCCUAUGCGCCAGGGCUCCGUGGAACCCGAGAGCGACUGCUCGCAGACCGUGUCCCCAGAGACCCUGUGCUCUAGUCUGUGCAGCCUGGAGGACGGGUUGUUGGGCUCCCCGGCCCGCCUGGCUUCCCAGCUGCUGGGCGACGAGCUGCUCCUCGCCAAACUGCCCCACAGCCGGGAAAGUGCCUUCCGCAGCCUGGGCCCAUUGGAGGCCCAGGACUCGCUCUACAGCUCGCCCCUCACAGAGUCCUGCCUUUCUCCCGCUGAGGAGGAGCCAGCCCCCUGCAAGGACUGCCAGCCGCUCUGCCUGCCGCCAGCGAGCAGCUGGGAACGGCAGCGGCAAGCCUCUGACGUAGCUUCUUCUGGGGUGGUGUCCUUAGACGAGGAUGAGGUGGAGCCAGAGGAACAGUGACCCACAUCAUGCCCGAUGGUGGCAUGUGUCCCCUGGCCGCUGCUGGGGGCAGAGCCUCUGUGCCCAAGCACGGGCGAGGCUUCCAGCAGAGCUCCAAAGCCUGGAGGGCUCCUGGGAGCACUCACUCCUCCAUUGUGUGUUUGCAUGAAAGUGUUCAGAGGAGGCAGGGGCCAGGCUGGGGGCGCAUGUCCUGCCCCCACCCCUGGGGUUUGCCGGGGGUUGCCCGGGGCCCCUGGGGCAUGGCUACAGCUGUGGCAGACAGUGAUGUUCAUGUUCUUAAAUCAAAACCACCACGUGCACAUUUCCUCCUCGGGUGAUGUGAACCCCUAUGGGGGCAGCUGUGACUGGGCUGCGUGGGGUGGAGCGGGAGGGAGCCCUGCCUCCCCGCCCCCUCCCCCUGCCUCUCCUCUGCUUCUCUCCUCACCUCCGAGUCCACGUGUAGUGCUUGACAGAACUGCCCCCGCCCGGGGUGGGGGGCUGGCUCUGACCCUCCUGGAGCCUCUGGAUUGAGCUGUCCCCCCAAGGGCCCCUCGCCCAGCUGGGCUCGUGCUGUGCUUCACCUGUCCAUCGUCUCUAAAUCUUCUUUUUCCUAAA
This is a messenger RNA of Balaenoptera musculus (blue whale), 2351 nucleotides long. It is a transcript of the gene FAM131A, whose product is annotated as family with sequence similarity 131 member A. Lineage: Eukaryota; Metazoa; Chordata; Mammalia; Artiodactyla; Balaenopteridae. The record is from RefSeq and is a predicted model, not a curated record. The transcript has 5 exons. The coding region runs from base 912 to 1757 and encodes 281 amino acids.